AUGACUCCAUCGGCCUAUCCUGCUGCGGUUGGUGAUGUAUCCAGCACCAAGGCCAGCGGAAGCCGUCGUUGGAACUGCCACGAGCUUGUAUCAAGACAGCAUGGGCGAUUCUCAUGCAGACUGGAUCCGGCAAAUCGAUGCAUCAUCCAGCCACCCAUGAUAUUUUUUGCCCUGGUCAAUUUCGCUCCCGCGGAUGAGCUCGACCUCGCCUUGAAACACCUGGAAGAAGCCAAGCAAAUUAUCUUCAACAGCAGCCCUGUGAUAAUCUUCAUGAUUAAUCCACCCAAACCGGGCCUCCAAGGACCGGUGGAUGAUAGGGGGUUUCACGAAAUCCAUCCAGAACGCAUUUCGAAUGCGCUGACUGUGUACAACAAAGUCAGCGGCAUUAGCGAAGAAAAUAUUGUCGGAUUGUUUGAGGUGAUCCAGCCGCGAUACUAA
Messenger RNA from Histoplasma capsulatum G186AR, 438 nucleotides. RefSeq lists its product as uncharacterized. The transcript is spliced from 3 exons. NCBI's taxonomy places the organism in Eukaryota, Fungi, Ascomycota, Eurotiomycetes, Onygenales, Ajellomycetaceae. Bases 1 to 438 code for a protein of 145 amino acids. The record is from RefSeq and is a predicted model, not a curated record.